Rhodofomes roseus is the source of this 1808-nucleotide messenger RNA. RefSeq lists its product as uncharacterized. Lineage: Eukaryota; Fungi; Basidiomycota; Agaricomycetes; Polyporales; Fomitopsidaceae. The coding region runs from base 308 to 1477 and encodes 389 amino acids. The record is from RefSeq and is a predicted model, not a curated record. The transcript is spliced from 3 exons.
CCGGAGGGAGAGGGCGUCAUGUGCGACGUCCUCACCUCGGGAGUCCCAGUGGCUCCCACUGUGGCCACCGCAAUUCGCUCUGGCGGAUUGGCCAGGCCAGAAACUUCGCUCUUCGACGUCCGAAAGCGAGCGACGAGCGGCCGAAACAGACGCGACAUCGCGACAUCGACGGAGGCGCGGCUUCGGGGACGCGAGUUCACGACUCUAACGGAAUAUAUGAUAGACGUCGCCACCCUGGGAGCGCGGCCGAGAGCUAUAAGACCGUGUAGACCAUCGAUAGACCAUCCGCUUUCCCCGAGCUUGAGCCAUGGCGACCUACUACACCCGCCCCCGCCAGCCCCUCGCCGCUACACCCAUUGCCGGCAGCACCGCUCAACGAACUACACAUCAUGACAGCAACGAGACCGAACUCCCCUCGCUGGACAUCGACUUUGGCGAGCAGUCCAUCUACAUCUUCCCCAACCCCUCUUCCGCACCACCGAGCCCUGGCUCCUCGCUCUUCUCCGCCCCGACCGACCUACCCUCCUCCCUGAACUCCUCCACCUCCCCCAUCGACCUCCGCCGCCGCCCACGCGGGCGACACCACGCUUCCAGCUUCUCCGCCCAGACGAGCAGCAGCCGCAGCGGGAGCGCAAGCACCUACCUGCACGUGCACCACCCACUCUCGCCCUCGGCGCCGACCGACAGCGACGCGUUCAUCGACGGCGACGUCGAGGUCGAGCUAUGGGACUGGACGGGCGAGUCCGCGCGCUCCGGCUCCGCGGCGGGCGAGUCCGAGCCGGACUCGUGGGUGCUCGAGGAGGAGGUGCAGCGUGCGGGCCUGAGCCGGUGGGGCCUCGUCGACGAGGACACGCACGUCCGCGGACGGCCGUAUCCGCUGAGAGCGUCGUCGUCCGUGGAGCAUGCGAGGAUCACGCUGGACAACGCUCGCCACCGAUUGAGCCUCGCGCCCCUCCGUUCGCGGACGGUCUCCCGCUCGAGCAGCAACUUCACCUCCGCGAACGCACCCGCGCCGCAACCACGCAUACGCAUACCACUACUAUCCUUCUUCGCUGCGCUGCUCUCUCUGGAUUUGGACGACCCCGCUCUACGCCUCCUCACCCAGCCUGCUCCGGCCGACGGCCAGUCCAUCCUCUUUCCAGGGCACUCCGCCAGCAGCCUCUCACCGCCCUCCUCGGAACCCUCUCCACCAUUCUCCUCUGACACCGCGGACUGCGACCCAGAGAAGCGCUCAGCUUCAACGAUCACGAUCACGCCAGAUCUGUCCGCGAGUGUGCAUGGCCUGCAGAAGCUACUCGCGUCCACGACGGAGCCCGCGGGUGCCGCGCUGCGCUCGCUCCGCGCGGGCCUCGCGAUCCCGGUCGAGAUCAACGUGCCCGGGGUGUCAGUGGCGGGCCUGGCCGGUCUCGUUCGGGCGGUCGGGGAGGUGUACACGCGGGGCGGGCAGGCGUGGAGGGAGGUGUGGGCUGGUGCGUGAGUGAGUGCUAUGUUUUGGCAUUGAACAGAUUGUGGAGUUUCAUAGCGAGUAGGUCCUUCUGAUGUGAUUAUACGAAUGAUGGGCAAUGUUGUCCAUGUUAAAGGCGUUUGGCUUUGUUCGUUUCGUUUGUUUUCUUGACGCUUUCUCUACUCUCGUCACAAGGACCCUGACCAUGAGUGUCUGGAUUGUUGUCUCGCUGUAUCGUAGUAGACCUGGGCUUGUACGCAUACGCACCGCUCAUAUAUGUACGCAACUAAGAUAGAUCAUACAGUAGUACUUCAAGUCUUCUUGUUCAAAUCACUCGACGCCCAUGGGCCAAGGUGUAGGUUCA